GUGAGACUGGCGCAGCGCAGCACAGUAGAGAGAAGGGCAGAGACCGCGUGUCCUUGGAUGGUCAGUCGCCGGUCGCCGCGUGGGAGCAGCAGCAGUCUUCACGGAGUUUCCAGGAAGCCACACCUGACCCGCUGAGCACGGUCUCAACGGCUUGACCCUCGAAGGGCGGGUACCUCUCCUCACUCUUGUGGGCUUGUGGCGGCACGUCGGCGGCGGUGGCAGAGAAGUUUGACGGCAACAAAGGAGCCAUCCAUCCUUCGAGCCUGGCUCUUUGUGAAGGCUGCCAUGGCGCUGUGGACAGGGCUGGGUCAGGCGGCGACCGUGGCGCAGCUGGUCGGCGCGGACGUCGGGGGCCUCAUCUCCAUGAUCGUGCAGGCCGCGAUGACGGCCCGGCAGAACAGGUCCGAGUGCGAGCAGCUCGCGCGUCGGGCCCUCAUGAUCGCGCAGCUGCUGCCGCACGUGCAGGAGCCAGAGGCGGCGCAGCCGCUGGCCGGGCUGGGUGACACGCUCCGGGACGCCCACGAGCUCGUCGUGUCGUGCCAAGGGAGGAGCGCGGCGUAUCAGUUCAUCAUGGCUGGCAGGACAGCCGAAAAGUUCAGGGAGGUGCAGAGCAAGAUAGACUCCUACCUCAUCCUCUUCCCGGUGAUCAGCCACAUCGGCAUCACACGCCGCCUUGAGAGAAUCUACAAUGUCCUCGUCCCAGAUGACUCCACUAGAGAUGAACCGUCUUCAUUUCCACAGUCGUUGCAGCUGGAGGAGUCUACAGAGCUUGCUCAGGAGGUACUGCCGCACGGAACCCAGGAAUUCACGUUGGCGGAGAUCGUGGCUGCCACCAAUAACUUCGCCCCUAACACCGUGAUCGGUGAAGGCGGGUCCGGAAAGGUGUACAUGGGCAGGCUUUACGAUGGGCGAGCGGUGGCCAUCAAGAGCUUAAACAACUCGCAGUCGCAAUAUUUAGAGGAGUUUUGCACGGAGCUCGACAUCCUAUCACGGCUCCGGCACAAACACAUCAUCAGCCUCCUUGGAUCGUGUGUGACUGUGAGCAAGCCCAAGCGUCUGCUAGCCACCCCGCAAAAGAAAAAAAAGCGCCAGCUGACCUGGUGGAGAAAGGAGCCAGAAGAACCCGAAGAGUUGGAAGAGCUACAGAGGUUCAUUGUCUACGAGUACAUGGAGAACGGUACGCUCUUCGACCAGAUGCAUUCUGAUCAUGGCCCCUCCACGAUGUCGCCGGUGACGGGGUCCUGGAAGAUGCGCAUCGCUGUGCUCCUCGGCGUGUCACGCGCCAUCGAGCACUUACACUGUCAUGCCAACCCGCCAAUCAUCCACCGGGACAUCAAAUCGGCUAACAUCCUUUUUGACGCCAAUUGGGUGCCGCGUGUGUCAGACUUUGGCUUGUCGGUCGUCUGGGACAUUGCAAGUGAGGAGUCGGAAUUGAAAGUCGACCGGGUUGUAGGCACAUUUGGGUACUUCGCCCCUGAGUACGCCUUUUAUGGUCUUCUGAAGCCGGCAAGCGACGUGUACAGCCUGGGCGUGGUGAUGCUCGAGGUUCUGACAGGGAAAAGUGCAUAUUCUUUUUUUAUGAAUGAUGGGACAAAUGUACCUUUGACAGACUUCGCACUCCCCAUCAUUGAAGUCGGUAAUAUUGAGGAGUUGUUAGACAGGCGACCUGUACCGGAGCCAACGCCUUGGCAGCUGCAGGCGAUGAAACGUGUGGCGCAGAUUGCAUGCUGUUGCGGGAAGUUGGAUGCGAAGGACCGGCCGGCCAUAUCAGACAUCGUUGCCAACCUCGAGAUGGCGUACGAGUUGAUCUGCAGAGAUGAGCACGGUUCAGUUGACGAGCCAUGUUUGUGGCCCUUCGUCGAACAAGUUGACCUCCCAUCGGACUCACCACACUCCAGGAGCUCGUCAUGGGCAGGCUACCAUUCCGAGCUGGAAUCUGAGGUGCUGGAGGAGGGGCGUUGACAACAAUCGUUGAAGGCGUCCUCAGAAGGUGGUUCUCUUAAUACACUGAUGAAGGAGCAUUAUAACGCUUGUUGUUGCUGGCAGUUUUGGAAGAGCUUGGGAUGGACCUCCCAGUGUAGUUUCAGUUGGCUUCCUCACCACCCACCCUACUAUGCUUUCCCCAGCAGUUUAUUAGGAAAGGAACACACCCGCUUGAUGGUCACCACCUCACUUUGUUUUUUUUUUUUUUUUGCCUUGAGUUGCACAUAGUCACAGUAGUCCCACUUUGUUUGUGUAGCUUCUCUUUCAAAGCCAUUCAUACUGUAGCAGGCUCCGCAACGGGUCACAGGUGACCGUCAUGUGUUUCAAUCACCCGAUGAGCAUCCCGUUACUGCACAUAGGUAAUGCCCGCUUUUGGUAAAUCAAUGGGCGCUUGUUAGCUUCUUCACAACCAAUCCCACUAUAGUUUGCUUCUUCACAACCAACCCUACUUUGAUUUUCCCAGUGGCUUCUUAGGAAAGGAACAUGGGGUUGAUGGUAAGCACUGACUCUGUUUUUUCAGCACUUUCUUUUUGUAAUAUACUCCCUCCGUCCUUUUAGAGAUUUCAACACUGAUUACAUACGGAUGUAUAUAGACAUAUUUUAGAGUGUAGAUUCACUCAUCUUGCUUCGUAUGUAGUCCGUGUUGGAAUCUCUAAAGGGACUUAUAUUUAGGAACGGAGGGCCUGGAUUUGUUGAUUGAGUAUUUAAUUAGCUCUCUAGUUCGUUUGUUGGAUUUUUUUUUUCUGAAUUUCGGAGCCUGGAUCCAUUUGUACAACGUGAUGCUGAUCCAAUCCGAAAUAGCCAAACCUAUGUUUAACUCAUUUGGAAAUACAUGUGAGUGAAAUGUUCCAUCGAUGUCGUGGCUGGGGCCACUCAUGCAGAGGUUGGAGAACGGCUGAGGUCUUUCUUCCUCUCAAUGCAAGCAGUUUCUUUAGGAAAGAGAAAUGAUGAUGUCCAACUAUAUAUGUCGCUCUAGUUUAGAGAAGUCUGCUGUAGGAUGCACUGCGCAUGGAUUGAUUGAUGCUGGCAGUUUGGCCUGCUUUUGCCUUGGUUUUUCGCUGAGUUGCAGUUUUGUGUGCUGAAACCAUAAUGCAGAGUUAGCUGCGGCUGAAAACCUGGAGGUAGAGUUCCCCUUGAACUGUUUUUGGGUCAGGUUGUCUUGUCGGUUCAACGGUAUUUUCAUAUAUUAAUUAAAUAGAGUACGUGUAUACAAAUGAAGCAAGAUGCAAGAAUGGUUUAUCCAGUACCAGCCCUAGGUAACAUAUAAAUAUCAGAGUAAGAGAUCACAAAAAAGAGACACAAGCGUAACAGAUGGGUGUCAAGCCACUCGUUUAGACAGUCUGCAUUUUUGCCUUUAAUUCUAUGUCCCGGAAGGAUCAGAUCCUGCUUCGUUUCUUCCCCCGGUUUGUUAAAGAAACACAUUGGGUUGAUAAUCACCAUUGGAAUUUGUUUGUUUUAGCCCUUUUCUUGUGGUAGUUACUCUGUUUCUAGCCUAUGUCUCUUUUCGGUAAUUACUUUCCUUUUUUUUAAUCCUGGAUUUGCGCAUGUCAUGGGCACGGCACAGCACAGCACAGCAGGCCCACUUUGUUUGUGUAGUUUCUCUUUCAAAGUCAUUCAUGUGGUAGGCCCCAUCCUAGAUCGUUGAUAUUUCGUUAUAUUCAUCAUGGGAAGUCGGGAUUUUAGAUUAAAAUUUGAUUUUCGGAUCUAGUAUAAAUUUAGUGUGUCCGUGUGAUGGUAUAGCUAUGUCGCUGUAAGGUAGUGUGGCCGUAGUUUAGAAGCCUGAUAUAGUGUACUGUGUAUCAGUGUAUGGGUCGAUGUUGGCUGGGCAGUUUGUCCCGUUUUCUGUUUCUUUGUAGAGCUGCAGUUUUGUAUGCUGAAAGCCUGAAACUCAGAAACUGUAAUAAUUAGGUCGGAUCGGCAGGUCUUCGGGCACAGUUGGGUGCGGCAGAAAGCCUGGAGUAGAGUUCCCCUUGAACUGUUUAUGGAUCUGCUUAUCUUAUCAAUUUCAGUUGAAAUGAAUUAGGGGACUGAU
This is a messenger RNA of Triticum aestivum (bread wheat), 4015 nucleotides long. RefSeq names its product probable receptor-like serine/threonine-protein kinase At4g34500. The transcript is spliced from 4 exons. Gene Ontology annotation, molecular function: protein kinase activity; ATP binding. Lineage: Eukaryota; Viridiplantae; Streptophyta; Magnoliopsida; Poales; Poaceae. Gene Ontology annotation, biological process: protein phosphorylation; cell surface receptor signaling pathway. The record is from RefSeq and is a predicted model, not a curated record. The coding region runs from base 286 to 1962 and encodes 558 amino acids.